Stegastes partitus (bicolor damselfish) is the source of this 4025-nucleotide messenger RNA. It is a transcript of the gene pdpr, whose product is annotated as pyruvate dehydrogenase phosphatase regulatory subunit. Bases 122 to 2800 code for a protein of 892 amino acids. Gene Ontology annotation, cellular component: mitochondrion. Gene Ontology annotation, molecular function: protein binding. The transcript has 18 exons. The record is from RefSeq and is a predicted model, not a curated record. NCBI's taxonomy places the organism in Eukaryota, Metazoa, Chordata, Actinopteri, Pomacentridae.
CUGGUUUGACUUUGAUUGUGACUGCUGCACCCAAACAACACUUUGAGUCAUACCGCUGUCACUGCUGUUUACUUAUCCAAAUAUCACUCCGACUGGACCCGGCUGACUGGAAAACACAGCUAUGUGCAGCUGUGUGCGGAGCUCCAGGGCUCUGUCCCCUGUCCUGCUCCCCAGGCUGCUGCUUCCCCAGACGGGGUACAGGUUGGCCAGUAGGGGCCUCUGGACCUCCCCCCAGUGUCUGACUGUCAGCGGAGACUCCCAGCUGCUCCCCCUGCCCAGCCAGGCCCGGGUUGUGAUCUGUGGAGGAGGUAUUGUGGGAACAUCAGUGGCCUACCACCUGGCCAAACUGGGCUGGACUGAUAUUGUGCUACUUGAACAGGGCAGACUUGGUGCAGGAACAACCAGACUGUGUGCCGGCAUUGUCAGCGUGGCCAAACCUAUUUCCAUUGAGUGUCAAAUGGCUAACUACUCCAACAGUCUUUACCAGCAGCUGGAAGAGGAGACGGGGGUUAAAACAGGUUAUGUGAAGACUGGGUCUUUGUGUCUGGCGCAAAAUCAGGAUCGCUUCAUCUCCCUUAAGCGCUUGGCAUCAAGACUCAAGGUAAUGGGGAUCAGCUGUAACAUCAUUAAACCUAAAGAGGUGGCCAAACUUCACCCUCUCAUUAACAUUCAUGAUCUGGUGGGGGCGCUCCACCUCCCUGGGGAUGCUGUGGUUUCUCCGCCUGAAGUUAACCAUGCCCUGGCUGUGGCUGCUGCUGGACAAGGAGUUCAGAUCCUGGAGCGAACCAGUGUUCAGCAGGUUCUGGUACAGAAGGGACAAGUCAUGGCUGUGGAGACUGACCGUGGCUCCAUUGAGUGUGAAUAUUUUGUCAACUGUGCUGGACAGUGGGCUUACGAGCUGGGCCAAGCUAGUGAGACGAAGGUGUCGGUUCCUCUUCAUGGCUGUGAACACUUCUACCUCCUCACCAAACCUCUUCAAGAGCCACUUUCACCCAGCGCUCCAGUGGUGAUCGACAUGGACGGCAGGAUAUAUGCACGGCCGUGGCAGGGAGGCCUUCUGUCAGGAGGCUUUGAGAAGAACCCCAAACCCAUCUUCACUGAGGGCCGCAACCAGCUCGAGAUCCAGAACAUGCAGGAGGACUGGGAUCACUUUGAGCCAAUGCUCAGUGCCCUGCUGAGGAGAAUGCCAGGUCUCGAGUCAGCUGAGAUCCAUCAGUUGGUCAACUGUCCAGAGUCCUUCACUCCUGACAUGCGCUGUCUGAUGGGGGAGACGCCGGGUGUGUCAGGCUACUAUGUGCUUGCAGGGAUGAACUCCUCGGGCCUGGCCUUUGCAGGAGGAGCUGGCAAGUACCUGGCGGAGUGGAUGUCCUACGGCUACCCCACUGCCAAUGUCUGGCCACUGGACAUAAAACGCUUUGGCAACCUGCAGAGCAGUCGAACUUUCCUGCGACACAGAGUGAUGGAAGUCAUGCCCUUGCUGUAUGAACUGAAGGUUCCACGGUGGGACUUUCAGACCGGGCGUCAGCUGAGGACCAGUCCUCUCUAUGACCGUCUGGACACCCAGGGGGCUCGAUGGAUGGAGAAACAUGGCUUUGAAAGGCCCAAAUACUUUGUUCCUCCAGGAAAAGAUCUGCUGUCUCUGGACCAGAGUAAGACCUUUUACAAGCCAGACUGGUUCGACAUUGUUGGAGCAGAAGUGAAAUGCUGCAAAGAGGCAGUCUGCGUCAUCGACAUGUCCUCCUUCACCAAGUUUGAACUGACUUCAACAGGGGACCAGUCUUUGGAAGUGCUGCAACACCUGUGUGCCAAUGACCUGGAUGUUCCUGUUGGACACAUCGUCCACACCGGCAUGCUGAAUGAGAGGGGAGGCUAUGAGAACGACUGCAGUGUGGUCCGCCUCAGCAAGAACAGCUUCUUCAUCGUCUCUCCGACAGACCAGCAGGUCCACUGUUGGUCCUGGAUAAAGAAACACAUGCCCAAUGACCCACACCUCCAUCUAGAGGAUGUCAGCUGGAAGUACACGGCUUUAAAUCUGAUUGGACCACGUGCAAUGGAUGUUCUGGCUGAGCUGUCCUAUGUUUCCAUGACCCCUGACCACUUCCCCUCCAUGUUCUGUAAGGAGAUGAGUGUGGGCUAUGCCAAUGGGAUCAGAGUGAUGAGUAUGACCCACACUGGAGAACCAGGCUUCAUGCUCUACAUCCCAAUAGAGUACGCGUUGCACGUGUACAAUGAAGUGAUGUCGGUGGGUCAGAAGUACGGCAUUCGUAACGCAGGGUACUACGCACUGAGGAGCCUACGCAUAGAGAAGUUCUUUGCCUUCUGGGGGCAGGACCUCGACGCCUUCACAACCCCGCUGGAAUGUGGACGAGAGUUCAGGGUCAAAUUUGACAAGGACACCGAUUUUCUUGGUCGUGAGUCAUUGCUGCAGCAGCGCCAGGACGGUGUGUCUCGACGCUUCGUCAUGCUGGUGCUAGAAGACCACGACACUGAGCUGGACCUGUGGCCGUGGUGGGGUGAGCCCAUCUACCGUAACGGUCUGCUGGCUGGGACGACCACCAGCAGCGCCUACAGCUACACUCUGGAGCGCCACGUCUGCCUGGGCUUCGUGUCUCCACCUCCAGGCCCCGAGGGGCUUCCCACACCCAUCACUCCUGACUUUAUCAACCGUGGGGACUACGAGGUGGACAUUGCUGGACAGCGCUACCCGGCCAAAGCCAAACUCUACCCCUUCAGCUCCCUCUUCACCCAACAAAAGCGCCGCAAGGACGACAUGGAGCUCAGCAACCUCCAGGGGAAGUGAUGCAGAGUAAUAGAAAACCUUCCUCGUGACACUCCUUCAGUUCACCAAAUCCACUCCUGCUCUUACCUCGCAGUGCCAACAUUUCCUCCCCUGUUAUCGCUCCUAAUGAGAGGGCUGUAUGCACAAUCACUCCUUGUCUCGCUAAUAUUUAAUUUCCAUGUUGCAUCUCCCUCUUUCAAAGUGCAAUAUUUAAGAGGCACCAAAUGCUUGAGUUGUAUCAGAAACAAGCUCCUUUCUCAUCAGAUUCUGCAGUUGUUUUUCAGCUCCGCCCUGCUUCACCCUAAAACACAGUCCACACAGUCUCAUGGCUGCUGUACUGACAGUCCAUGGUCAAGUGCCUUUGUCAAGGCAAAAUCAACACUAGCUGUUGAGGACUUCUCACUUUGUUCACUUUAACGAUGGGAUUUUUGACCGACAAUCUUCUCCAUUAGUGUUCCAGACAUUGUACAGCUUCCACACUGCACUGCACACUCCGCUGUCUGGAUGAGUGUCAAAGAACUGUCAUCGCUGAUGUGCAAAUGCUUACACAGUCAGUGUAGUUGUUGGCUCUGUUGUCAUUCUACAAACUCUAAGUUUGCUGCUGUAAAGGAUAUGAGCAAUGUGAUGUAAAGAGUGAUGUGGUCUAAUUCAGACACUUUAUACUUCGCACUACAUUAUAUCUGACCAUGAAGGAAAACAUCCUUUUCAGACAAGACAGAAAGGUCCAGAAAGCAUUAAGGAGCCUGGAUUAAUAAUUAGUAAGCCUGUGUUGUGUGUGCCGCCAGUCACUCCUCUUUCAGUCGUGUUUAAAAGGCUUCCCAGGCUUUCCCAAAAGCCCCAAAGUAAAGCAAAACAGCUUGUUUUCCCUUGAUAGUGUCUUUAUCAUCAGCUGUAAGCUGCUCUUGUGUUUUUGCCGUGUGUGGAGCUCGUGGUAAUGUAUUUACCGUAAUAUAACCUGACCUGUUAUUUAUGUUUUUGUGGUCGUUUUGAAGCAUCGUUGCACUUUUGAUGCUCCAGUUUAGUUUCACUGAUGUUUUGUUGAAUGUGUGGCUCAUGGUAGGUGAACUAUAGAUGAGGGAAACUAAGAUAGGAGAGAAGAUCUGCGACUAGACCUGUAAUCCCAGACUUGUUUGGAGUCCGUGAUAUCUUACAUUGGUGAUUUGAGCUUGUCUGAUCCAGAGUUUAGAUGUUUGUGUAAAGAAAGAACUUCACUCCGAUUUCAAAUAAAACUAUGUAUUUUUGUAUA